This is a messenger RNA of Lucilia sericata (common green bottle fly), 4539 nucleotides long. It is a transcript of the gene rst, whose product is annotated as irregular chiasm C-roughest protein. NCBI's taxonomy places the organism in Eukaryota, Metazoa, Arthropoda, Insecta, Diptera, Calliphoridae. The coding region runs from base 1 to 2256 and encodes 751 amino acids. Gene Ontology annotation, biological process: cell-cell adhesion. The record is from RefSeq and is a predicted model, not a curated record. Gene Ontology annotation, cellular component: cell-cell junction. The transcript is spliced from 6 exons. Gene Ontology annotation, molecular function: cell adhesion molecule binding.
AUGGCCAAAUACAAAAUACAAUACUUUCUCAAUGAAACUACUAAUCAUUUCCUGGCUGUGUUAUUUCUCUCGCUGCCUUAUUGUCAUGGCAAAUCUUCCAGUCUCUUUACACAAUUUCAAAAUCAACGUUUUGCCAUGGAACCGCAAGAUCAAACGGCGGUAGUGGGUGCUAGGGUGACACUACCCUGCAGAGUCAUUAAUAAGCAGGGGGUUUUACAAUGGACGAAAGAUGAUUUUGGUUUGGGUACCUCUAGAGAUUUGGCUGGAUUUGAGCGUUACUCUAUGAUCGGUAGUGAUGAAGAGGGUGAUUAUUCUUUGGAUAUUUAUCCAGUAAUGUUAGAUGAUGAUGCCCGCUAUCAGUGUCAAGUAAGUCCGGGACCCGAAGGACAGCCGGCUGUGAGAUCAACGUUUGCCAAAAUAACGGUACUAGUGCCACCGGAGGCACCAAAAAUUAUCCAAGGAGAAGUUAUACACACCACUGAAGAUCGUAAAGUUGAUAUAGAAUGUGUUUCGGUGGGUGGUAAACCGGCUGCAGAAAUUACCUGGAUCGAUGGUUUUGGCAAUGUGAUAACCGACAAUAUAGAAUAUACCAUCAUACCUUUGCCAGAUCUUAGAAGAUUUACUGCCAAAUCAGUGCUGAAACUAACACCCAAAAAGGAACAUCACAACACCACUUUCACCUGUCAAGCUCAGAAUACUGCCGAUCGCACUUAUCGUUCUGCCAAAAUAAAAUUAGAAGUAAAAUAUGCUCCCAAAGUUAGGGUUAAUGUAAUAGGAGGCGCGGUGGGCAAUGGACGUAUACUGGAACAUUCUCAAGUUAGACUCGAGUGUAAAGCAGAUGCUAAUCCCAGUGAUGUGCGCUAUAAGUGGUAUAUAAAUGAUGAACCUAUCAGUGGUGGUCAAAAAACAGAAAUGGUUAUACGCAAUGUUACUAGAAAAUUCCAUGAUGCCAUAGUUAAAUGUGAAGUCCAAAAUUCCAUUGGCAAAAGUGAGGACAGCGAAACCUUGGAUAUUAGCUAUGGUCCCACCUUCAAAGAAAAACCUCGUUCUAUGGAAGCUGAUAUUGGCAGUUUGGUUACCUUGAACUGUGAGGUUGAUGGUAAUCCUACACCCGAUAUUGUUUGGAUACAGCACCCCAUUGACAGAGUUGUAGGCGCCAGUCCCAACUUAACCUUUAGUGUUAGCAACGAAACCGCUGGACGUUAUUAUUGCAAAGCCAAUGUUCCCGGUUAUGCUGAGAUCUCAGCCGAUGCUUAUGUCUAUCUUAAAGGUUCACCCACCAUUUCCUCGGCACGCACACAAUACGGUUUGAUUGGUGAUACAGCGCGUAUUGAAUGUUUUGCUACAUCGGUGCCGCGUGCACGUCAUGUCUCCUGGACAUUUAAUGGCCAUGAAAUCAGUUCGGAAUUGGGUCAUGACUAUUCAGUUUUAGUGGAUGCUGUGCCGGGUGGUGUGAAAUCGACCUUAAUUAUACGUGACAGUCAAUCUUAUCAUUAUGGCAAAUACAAUUGUACGGUGGUUAAUGAUUAUGGCAAUGAUGUGGCAGAAAUUAAUCUACAGGCACAAAAAAGCGUUCCCUUGCUAAUGACCAUAGUGGGUGGCAUAUCAGCAGUGGCUCUGUUAAUGAUCAUUACCAUUCUAGUGGUGGUAUAUUUCAAAUGUAAAAAACGCUCCAAACUUCCACCCGCCGAUGUUAUAAGUGAACACCAAAUUACCAAGAAUGGUGGUGUGGGUUCUUGUAAAAUGGAACCUGGUGAUCGUACUUCCAAUUAUAGUGAUCUCAAGGUUGAUAUCUCGGGUGGUUAUGUACCAUAUGGUGAUUACACCACACACUAUAGUCCACCACCACAAUAUCUCACCACUUGUUCCACCAAAUCGAAUGGCAGUUCGACUAUUAUACAAAAUAAUCAUCAAAAUCAUAUACAACAACAACUGCAACAGCAACAACAACAGCAGCAACAACAACAAAGUCUACCCAUGACCUUUUUGUCAUCGAAUGGCAACGGCAGUUUAACUGGCAGUAUUAUAGGCUCCCGGGAAAUACGUCAGGAGAAUGGUCUUCCCAGUUUACAAUCCACCACAGCCUCGGUGGUGAGUUCAUCGCCCAAUGGUAGUUGUAGUAAUCAAAGUACCGCCACUCAUGUGGUAACUGCCACACCCGCCUCUGCGGUAGAUCCACGUUUUAGUGCCAUUUAUGGCAAUCCUUAUUUGAGAUCAUCGAAUUCCUCCCUACUGCCACCACCAACUGCUGUUUAAGGUAAAAGAAAAUUGUAUUUUUUUAUAAAAUAAAUUAGACAAAGACAUAAAAAAGAUAACUAUUGAGAAUAUAAUUAUAAUUAAAAGAAAGACUGAAAUUGUAAAUAAUACUUAAACUGGCAUUCUAUUAACAUAUUCACCGCGAGGUGUAUAUGGAAAAAUAUUACAAAAAAAAAAAAACAAAGUCAUACUUUUAAACAAAAAAACACAACCAUCUCAAACUCUAAGGAGACUUUUAAGUGGAAAUUUUGGAUAGAUUUUUAAUGUAUUCAUGAUUAGAUUUACUCACCACUCUGGGAAAAUAUUUGAAAAAGAGGUAACAUUUACUAUGAUAGACCUGGGAUUUAUUCUUUGGGGAAUUUGAAAGAAAUUUGAAAACUUAUAUUGUUUUAAUUGUAUUCAAGAUUCCCUAAAGAAAUUAAAAAAUUCACCUCAGAAUACACAUCAGAACUAGUGAUUUCGCUACUAUCUUUUUGUGGAACAUAAUUGAGAAGCAGUUUUCAAAGAACCAAUUCUUCGGUACUAAUUACAUAUGUAAAACAUGAGUUCUGGAACUAGUUGUAGAACUAAUACAAUUAUUCCUGCUAAAAUGAAAAUAACUUCGGUGAGUUUAAGAAAAACUCACUGAUUGUUCAACUAGGAUUUCUUCUUAGUGGUGAGUUUCUCAAAAUAUUGUGGAAUUGGUAAUUAAAAUCAACACGAUAUGAUAAAUUUUAAAAUUGUUAUAAAUUUUUUCAAGUUUCAAGAUUAUUUCUUGCAAUGUUUUUUCUGCUAGUGGUGAAAUUUAUUAAUUCAACUGACCGUGGUGAGUUUCUUAAAAAAGUGUUCUGUUUGAAGUAAUAUUCAUAUAGAUACAAAUUAAAACCUUUUUUUUUGGCAUUUUAAAGGUUUUUUCUGCUAGUGGUGAAAUAUUUUAAUUCACCUUGCCGUGGUGAGUUUCUUGAAAAAUGCUCUAUUUAAAGAAAUAUGCAUAAAGACAUAAAUUAAAAACUUUUUCUUGCAUUUUAAUGAUUUUUUUGCGCUAAUGGUGAAAUUUUUUUAAUUCCCCUUGCCGUGGUGAGUUUCUUGAAAAAUGCUCUAUUUGAAGAAAUAUGCAUAAAGAUAUACCUUAAGAACUUUUUCUUUCAUUUUAAUGAUAUUUUCUGUCAGUGGUGAAAUUUUUUAAUUCACCUUAACGUGGUGAGUUUCUUAAAAAUUGCUCUGUUUGAAGAAAUAUUAUAAUAUAUUUAUAUUAAAACUAUUUUUUCACAUAUUCCAAACAUUUGCUUAGUGGUGAAUUUUUCUAAAGCCAAUUUAUUCCACAAAGUCUCUGCUUUCAUUAAAGAAAAGCCAAUUUUGAAUAACUAAAAAAGACUAAAUUAACAAAGUAUUUUAAAGAAAAUAAACGAAAUUUGUUUUCAGUCCAUUAUAUAGAAGACAAACACUAACAACACUGCUUUAGUUUAUAUUCAAAGCCCUUUAAAAAGCAUCUAUUACAAUUUUAUAAAUUAGUAUGUAUGUAUUAAUAUUGUGUUAAACUCUUUGAAAAAAACAACUUAAAAGAGUUUACUUUUAAUGUUAAGUAUAAACAAAAACCUUAUAUAUAUUUAAUAAAAAAAUAUUUAGAAUUAUUAUUUUUAGAUUUGGUAACUAGAUUUAAUUAAACAAAGAAAAAAUUAUAAAAUAAAUUAAGUAAUUUGUUAAGAAAAUAUGUAUGUAUUUAGUAGUUUAAAUAUUAUAACUUCUUUUUUGUUAGUUCUAGUAUAAAAGCCAAAGUACCUGAUAGUUUUAAGUCAUAAACUUUAAGUUAGCAAUUAAAUAAAUUAAAUAAAAUUUAGUUUUUUAGCAAUUCGAAUCGAACAAGUCCCAAAUGAAUAAAACUAAAACAUUAGUAUAUGAACAACUUCUCUUAAAUAUUGUAAAUUACUUAUGUAUACAUAUGUAACAAAAAAGUGUUUGAAUCUAAAAUUCUAUUUAUAUGCUUUAAUAUCUAAUCUAUAUAAAGCAUAUUAUGCAAAUUACCUUGAAUGUAGUGUCUUACAAGCAAAAACAGAAAAAACUUAAUUAUUAUUAAAAGUCAUAUUUGUGCUUCUGUGUACAAUGAAAAUAAAUCAGUGAAAAUAUUUAAAGAAAUUUAUUAAAAAAAAGCUUGCUAUUUAAUAGUAUUUAAACCUAAAUUGAUAAAGUAUUUACCAAAAAUAAAACGAAAAAAAACUUCACAAAAUGGAAAUUAUAUUUUUUAAAUUUAACCCAAAAAAUCUUAAAAACUACUUAAUUAUUUUUGAUUUUAAAAUUGUUUAAGCC